Molecule: messenger RNA, 1291 nt
Organism: Phytophthora nicotianae INRA-310
Lineage: Eukaryota; Oomycota; Peronosporomycetes; Peronosporales; Peronosporaceae
Exons: 1
Coding region: 1-1158 (385 amino acids)
Source: RefSeq, a predicted model, not a curated record
AUGAUGUACCCGGCCACGCGUGGGCCUUCGUCAAGGGUAGCUGUAGAUCUCGGUCAGACGGACGGAAGUCACGACGAUGGUUGGCCAACGAAUGAACCGAACCAGUUGCCCCCUCCUGGGCCCCCACAACCUGUGAAUGCUCCAAGGGUGCGGUCAUAUUGGCGUCGACGAUACGAGCUAUGGACUCGCAGCGAUGACGACGAAACAAGAACCAGGAAGGCGUACGCCCCGGGUACAAUUGCGACGCUCCCAAUGUCCAUGCAGAUCGCGUUCCGGCGCAAGAUGUUGUCCAUCUUUGCGCUUCAAUUAAUGGUUCUAACUGCUCUUGUGGCCUCAUUAACGUACGACUCCACGUUGAGUGAGUGGACGCAUAAUACCUUCAAGAGAACUGUCGACCUAUUGGGGCCUCUUAUCGGUUCAAUUGCAGCUCUCGGCGCUGUCUAUUUCGUGCGCACUCGUUUCCCAUUAAACUGGUUCAUGGUCGCAGCUUUCAGUGUCGUGCUAAGUCUUUUGGUGGCAGGCGUUCAGACUUGGUUGGAUACUCCAGCAGGUUUAUUUUGCUGCGGCUUCACCUUUGUGACCGUGUGUGUCAUGAUCGUGCUUUCGGGUCUAUCGUAUCGAUACCAUGGAGACGCAAUUCCUUCGGGUCCAAGUGCUGGUCUACAGCCCGACUCGGAUGGCGAAGUGGUGCUUCGUUCAUCACUGGUUUCUGGCUGUAUAGCGUUUGCCGUAUCUGGUAUCAUUUCGGGUAUUAUUUACGGCAUUUUGGGCGGCAGCGAUAACUUCGUAUCGCUAAGAGCAUUGGGAUACUCAUUGGCGUUGGAAUUAGUACUCAUUGUCUGGUUCUCCUACGACGCUAGUAGCAUGUACAGCAUCAUGACUCCAGACGAGUACAUGAGUGGCGUCGUGUACUUCUACGUGGACCUCAUCGUGCUUACGUGCGCCGCCUUCUUCCUUGCCGGCAUCAUGUUUGUGGCUGCAAUGUUUUGCCCCACUGCAAGCUUUGGCUACUGCAAUUGCAACGGCUGUCUGUGCUUCAGUCGAGCGCGUCACGAAGAAGAGAACGACGACGCAGGUGUAAUCCCGUACGACGUUGAUGAAGACGGGACGAUUUCCUACGGUGUGGUCGAGACUGCCCGAGACGUAGAACGUGGAUAACAACCAUCUUUAAGUAACCAUACAAAGCGAUAAUGUCUACAGAUCAAUGCAAGAAGUACAGAAGAUCCCUUCGGUAGUGAUCGCGUUGGGAACCCACAAUUUAUUCCUGUCUAAGGGUAUUCCUAUUCACGUA